Molecule: messenger RNA, 2368 nt
Organism: Molossus molossus (Pallas's mastiff bat)
Lineage: Eukaryota; Metazoa; Chordata; Mammalia; Chiroptera; Molossidae
Gene: RIOK1
Product: RIO kinase 1
Exons: 17
Coding region: 78-1781 (567 amino acids)
Biological process (GO): maturation of SSU-rRNA
Cellular component (GO): preribosome, small subunit precursor; cytosol
Molecular function (GO): protein serine/threonine kinase activity; ATP binding
Source: RefSeq, a predicted model, not a curated record
UUGAACCGUCGGCGUGGUUCCCGGCCCAGCUCAGGGCGAGCGACCGCCGGCGGCGCUGACGCUCUGCGCGUUCCGUCAUGGACUACCGGCGGCUGCUGAUGAGUCGGGUAGUCCCGGGGCAGUUCGACGACGCCGACUCCUCCGACAGUGAAAAAAUGGACUUGAAGACAAUCAAAGAGGAAGAUGGCAUUCUGUUUGAAGACUUUCAAAAUAAUGUGAAUGAGAAGAUAUAUGAAGGUGAGAUAGAAGAUGAGGAGGAAGAUUAUGAUGAUGACGAUGAUUGGGACUGGGAUGAUGGAGUUGGAAAACUCACCAAGUGUUAUAUCUCAAAUGGAGGGCGUAACCCACAGGCAAAUCGACAGCCUUCCAACUGUAAUUCAUCCAAAAUGUCUACUCCAGCAGACAAGGUCUUACGGAAAUAUGAGAAUAAAAUUAAUCUAGAUAAGCUAAAUGUUACUGAUUCUGUCAUAAAUAAAGUUACCGAAAAGUCUAGACAAAAGGAAGCAGAUAUGUAUCGCAUCAAAGAUAAGGCAGACAGAGCAACUGUAGAGCAGGUGUUGGAUCCCAGAACACGAAUGAUAUUAUUCAAGAUGUUGACUAGAGGAAUCAUAUCAGAGAUAAAUGGCUGCAUUAGCACAGGAAAAGAAGCUAAUGUAUACCAUGCUAGCACAACAAACGGAGAGAACAGAGCAAUCAAAAUUUAUAAAACUUCUAUAUUGGUGUUCAAAGAUCGGGAUAAAUAUGUAAGUGGGGAAUUCAGAUUCCGUCAUGGCUAUUGUAAAGGAAACCCCAGAAAAAUGGUGAAAACUUGGGCAGAAAAAGAAAUGAGGAAUUUGAUCAGGCUAAACACAGCAGGGAUCCCAUGCCCAGAACCUAUCCUGCUAAGAAGUCAUGUUCUUGUCAUGGGUUUCAUUGGUAAAGAUGACAUGCCAGCACCACUCCUGAAAAAUAUCCAGUUAUCAGAAUUUAAGGCUCGGGAGUUGUACCUGCAGGUCAUUCAGUACAUGAGAAUAAUGUAUCAGGAUGCCAGACUCGUCCACGCAGAUCUUAGUGAAUUUAACAUGCUGUACAGUGGUGGGGGUGUGUACAUCAUUGAUGUUUCUCAGUCUGUGGAGCAUGACCACCCGCAUGCCUUGGAGUUCUUGAGAAAAGAUUGUGCCAAUGUCAAUGAUUUCUUUUUGAAGCACAGUGUUGCUGUGAUGACGGUGCGGGAGCUCUUUGAAUUUGUCACAGACCCAUCGAUUACACCAGAGAACAUGGAUGCUUAUCUCUCAAAGGCCAUGGAAAUAGCGUCUCAAAGGACCAAGGAGGAAAGGUCCAGCCAGGAGCAUGUGGAUGAAGAGGUGUUUAAGCGAGCAUAUAUUCCUAGAACCUUGAAGGAAGUAAAAAAUUAUGAGAGGGAUAUGGAUAUAAUGAUGAAAUUGAAGGAAGAGGACAUGGCCAUGAAUGCCCAACAAGACAAUAUUCUAUACCAAACCGUCACAGGACUGAAAAAAGAUUUGUCAGGCGUUCAGAAGGUCCCUGCACUCCUAGAAAAUCAGGUUAAGGAAAAGAAUUGCUCCGAUUCAGAAGAUGAUGGAAGCUCUGAGUGUUCUGACGCAGAUUCUGAAGAGCAGGGAGACCGUGCGCGCUCCAGGAAACCCACCGCUGACCUUGACGUUGAUAGAAAGGAAAGGAAAAAGAUGGUCAAGGAAGCUCAGAGAGAAAAAAGAAAAAACAAAAUUCCUAAACAUGUGAAAAAAAGAAAGGAGAAGACAGCCAAGACCAAAAAGGGCAAAUAGAGUCAGAACUGUAUUACAUGCAGUAAUUUCCCGUCAGUUCCUUUUCUUGCCUGUCCUCUAAGCUGCGUCGGGAAGACAGGGUAUGAUUUUAACCGAGCGGUCAUUAUGGCGAUGUCUACAAAGACUUAUUCAAGUGUUCUCAUGUAAUUAUGUAGAAAGCUCUAAGCUCUGUUGUCCAGAUCCAGUCACUGACUCAGUCUGGUAUUGACAGAGAAUUUAUUUAAACUAUUUUAAUGGAGAACUUUGUACAGUUUCAGUUUUAUAUAUUUUUCUCCUCCAGUAUGUAUUUUGAAGCAUUGUAAAUAUUUAAAUGUAAUGAAUGUCCACAACCUCGAUGUAAGAAUAAAGGCACUUCUGACAAACUUGGCCAAUUGUUUUGCUUUGUUUGUACAUGCCGAAGCCCCAUCUGAAGUCACAUGAUUAGAAGGCCAUGGUUUCUACAAAAGGGAGUUUCACUUUUGGGAGAAUUCAUCUGGCUGUUGAUGAAAUCAUUCACUGCAACUUUAUUCUUUGAUGAUCAUUUAUAAUAUACUCUUCAUCCUUAGUAUUCUUUUUUGAGCUAGCACCUCCCAGUUUAUAAGCUAUUU